This is a messenger RNA of Papaver somniferum (opium poppy), 2302 nucleotides long. RefSeq lists its product as uncharacterized. Gene Ontology annotation, cellular component: membrane. Lineage: Eukaryota; Viridiplantae; Streptophyta; Magnoliopsida; Ranunculales; Papaveraceae. The record is from RefSeq and is a predicted model, not a curated record. The transcript has a single exon. The coding region runs from base 957 to 1901 and encodes 314 amino acids.
UUUUAAGGAUUUAGGGCUUUACAAUUCAUCUCUCUUCUCUUCACUUGAGAGCUUAUCUUUUUUAUUUAUUUUUCCCUUCAAUAUUCCUCACCCCUCUGUGGAAUGUGAAGGAUAUUUGAUUCAAUUACCAAACUUGUAGCUAUUAUUCCGGAGUGAUUGUCGGAUAAAUAUUGCAUUUUAUUUUUGAUUUUAUCUCUCAGUGUUUUGAGCUUCAUUUUAGUACAGAUUUCAGACUGGUUUUACUCAAAAUUAUCUGAAAAAAAAUGAAGAAUUGAACUUCAUUUGUGUGAGUUUAACAGCUUAGUGGAAGUAAACAGUGAUCUUUGGUAUUUGUGCAGCAAAUGGGGAUGAUUCAAUGGAAGUUUUUAGGGUUUUCUGAUUGUUCUGUUUGAUUUUGGGGUUCAAGAAGGUUGAAGCAGAAUCACAUUUCUGGUUUCAGAAGCAGAGAUUUUUGGUUUUUUUUUCUUCUUGUUAACACUGUUGAGAGUGUUCUGAUUUCUCGGCUUUACCCAAGACCAGGUAUUUUCACAACUUUUACUUUAUUAGUCCAAAAAAAAAGAAGAAAAAUUUGGAGAUAAGAAUCAGAACUUUAAGACUAAUGAGGAACAAUUAGGGUUUGGGUUUUUGAUUUCAGAGAUGAAAUGAGUGAAAAAGAAUCAACUUUUGUUCUUUAUUUGUACUCGUUGAAAUAAUUCUUCUUUUUUGUGAAGGGGGAUAUUAAAGGGGAAAAGACUCUCUAGGUUUAUUAGGUUCACAACGGUUGAAAGCUUUAUACUAAGAGAUUUUUUCUUUUUACUUGAGAUAUCCGUUGGUUGGUUUCAUUUACAGAGGGAUUUUACUUUACUGAGAUCUGAUUAUGAUGUUUGAGAAGAGUAAUCAAUAAGCAUUCUUUGGUUAAAUUGAUUGUUUUGGUUGAAUCAACUGUUGAAAGAAGUUCUUUUACUUUUGAAGCAUCAAUGGGGCUUUAUGGAAGUCUCUUGAUGCUUCUUCUUCUUCUUCCAUUGAUGUUAUCAGUGAAAAUUCAAGCUCAAUCUUCUGAAUCACCUAGUACUUCUGCAAGAUCACUUGAUAGACUUCUUCAAGAUUAUGCUUAUAGAGCUUUUAUUAACCCUAAAACAGGUCUUCCGUAUGAUGGAGAAGUUCCUUCGAAUUUGACUGGUAUUAAGAUUUCUGCAUUGAGACUCAGAAGUGGAAGUUUGUAUAAAAGAGGUGUUGAUAACUAUAAGGAAUUUGAAAUCCCUGUUGGUGUGACUGAGAAACCUUAUGCUGAGAGACUUGUUCUGGUUUAUCAAAACUUGGGUAAUUGGUCUUUAAGUUAUUACCCGUUACCUGGUUAUACAUUUCUAGCUCCAGUUUUGGGUCUUCUUGCUUACGAUGCGAGAAAUCUAACUGCAACGAAUUUGCCUGAAUUGAAUCUAACUGCUUCAGAUAAACCCAUUUUGAUUAAGUUUCAAGAUGUGAACUCAGUUCCAAUUGGAUCAACUCCAAAGUGUGUUUCAUUUGAUUUACAAGGUUCGCCAUUGUUCAGCAAUGUAGUAUCAGAAAAUGUAUGUUCCACAUUUACACAAGGGCAUUUCUCUAUUGUGAUCGCAUCAGUUGCUCCAGCUCCGGCACCUGUAACUCCGUCUCCUCCCAGGCCAAAGAUUGGUGGAGGGAAGAAAAAUAACAGCAGAAUUUGGAAGAUUGUUGGUUCUGUGAUUGGUGGAGUAGCUUUGUUAGUUCUGUUAUGUUUUUUGGUAACUUGCAUAAGCAGAUAUAACAAAAGGAAGAAGAUUCAGCAAAUGGAAACUGCGGCUGAAGUUGGGGAAGCACUGCACAUGACAUCGAUUAGGGAUACAAGGGCACCAACAGCAAUGGGAACAAGAACGCAGCCAGUUCUCGAACAUGAGUACGUCCCUUAGAUUAUCAGCAUUGCAUAAUGUGGGAACAAGAACACGGCCAGUCCUCAAGCAAAGUACGUUCCUUUGAAAUUCGAUUUGUAAAUGCAAACCCCACCAUUCUUCGUUUAUCAUUUUAGUUUACCCACAUUCAUAUUCUUAGUUCAAUCAAUGAUUUUAACAUAUAUUUCUUCUUAGUUAUGUUCUCCUCCUAUCUAUGUUGGUUAGUUGUUUUGCUUGAAUCGUUAGUGUGAAGUGUGUAAUUUCAAAAACUAUCAAAUGUGGAUAUAAUCUCUACUCAUUAGAAUGAAAUGUAUAAUGAGUGUACAGUGGGCUGAAAAAUAGACCAUCCAAUCUUAUGAAUGUCGUCAAUACAUUCUGCUUAGUGGUUCUCAUGAUUUUGAUUUAUUCAUCUUAUUUUAGUG